Molecule: messenger RNA, 657 nt
Organism: Ricinus communis (castor bean)
Lineage: Eukaryota; Viridiplantae; Streptophyta; Magnoliopsida; Malpighiales; Euphorbiaceae
Product: calvin cycle protein CP12-3, chloroplastic
Exons: 1
Coding region: 1-429 (142 amino acids)
Biological process (GO): negative regulation of reductive pentose-phosphate cycle
Cellular component (GO): chloroplast
Source: RefSeq, a predicted model, not a curated record
AUGGCGUCCAAUUCUUUAGUGGCAGUUCUAAGCGCUCCAGCAAGAGGCACGUCGAUCCUUUCUUCUUCAUCUUUCUUACCACGAUCGUGCAACAUUUUCACAAACUCGUCAAUUUGCUUAAAGAGGAGGACUGAAAAUAAGGGAGGUAUGAAUCUGAGGGUGGAAGCCAUGGGAGGAGCACCAAAGUUCAAGGGGACGCAGAUGAGGGAGAAGCAUCUGACGGAGAUGAUAGAGAAAAAAGUGAUGGAAGCGAAGGAGGUGUGCGAGGGAGAUCAGACCUCCGACGAGUGUAAGGUGGCGUGGGAUGAGGUGGAGGAGGUCAGCCAAGCUAAGGCUGAUUUCAGGCUUAAGUUGGAGAAACGAGAUCCGCUCGAGUAUUUCUGUCAGGACAAUCCUGAAACUGAUGAGUGUCGCGUUUACGAAGAUUAGCUUCAGCCCUGCUUACUAGAGGCCUUCCUUCUCCGCCGCCGCCGACACUCCCCACCGAUCAGUAUCCAAUCUGUUAUUACCUUUUUUUGUUGUUGUUGUCUUCCUUUUUAACCCUCUUGUAAAUUAAAAAUGAUAUUGUGGCAUGUAAAUUGCCGUUAGUGAUCACAUGGUCUUCUCUCAUCUAUGAAUAAUAUAUAAUAAAAAAAUUGUUAAAUUACUUAUAAACAA